ACUCGUCAUCAAUUAACAGCACACUUGACGGAAAGAGUAACAAAAGUAUGAAUAUGUGAACAAAACGUAACUUUAGGUAUAAAAAUGAGACGAGAAGAACUAAAGGUAGCAAAAAAAGUGUAAAUUUCUCGAUACUUAGCUCAAGUGGCUUGGAAGGACGAGAUGGAAAUGUCGGAUUCCCCUUGUAUAACCGAAAAUUCGCUGCCUGCAAAAUAUAUUAAAUCUGUAGCAAAAACAAAGUGUGAAUUUCACGAUACUUACCUCAAGUGGCUUGGAAGGACAAGAUGGAAAUGUCGGAUUCCCCUCGUAACCGAAAAUUCGCUGCAGGAGCGAGAUACUCUCUAGCCUGCAAAAUAUAUUAAAUCUGUUUGAAAACCUUUGGAUUUACAUAUAAUUGCAUUGUAUUUUAUUAAGCUAGCCGUCCAAUUUGUCUUACACUGCUUCAUUACCAUUAACUAUUAAAUUUACUUUUAAUUAAUUUGUUUCUGUGUUUUGAUUAUCUCUAUAUAUGCCCCUCAAGAUACGAUAAUGACAUAAAACCCCACUCCCAGAGAAAGAAACUGUGAGAGAUGGCUGCAGCUGAGGAGGAAACCAGUAACUUCUCUGAACCCGAAGCACAUCCGAUGAGCGGUGGAGAUGGUCCCAACAGCUACGCCAACAACUCAACUUUGCAGAAAGGAGCCGUGGAUUCUGCAAAAGAACUUAUAAGCAAGGCAGUUGCCGAAAAGCUUGACACAGACGUGUUGUUAUCUUCUAACACCUUUCGCGUUGCCGAUUUGGGUUGCUCGGUCGGGCCAAAUACUUUUUUGUCUGUUGAAAACAUACUCGAAGCUGUUGAACUAAAGUAUCAAAGCCAAGGGCUGAACUCACAAAUCCCUGAAUUUCAAGUCUUCUUUAAUGAUCAUACUCUCAAUGAUUUUAACAAGCUCUUCAACUCCCUCCCGCAGAACAGGCGAUACUAUGCUGCUGGCGUGCCUGGUUCUUUCUACGGCCGCCUAUUUCCUAAUGGUUCUAUUAACUUUUUUCACUCAUCUUAUGCCCUUCAGUGGCUUUCUAGAGUACCAAAAGAGGUAGUGGACAAAAAUAGUCCGGCAUGGAACAAAGGAAGAAUCCAUUACUCAGAUUCCACUGAUGAAGUCUUAAAGGCUUACGAAGCUCAACACGCUGAGGACAUGGAGUGCUUUCUAAAUGCCAGGGCACAAGAGAUUGCAGAAGGAGGAUUGAUGGUACUCAUCAUUCCAGGCAACCCCAAUACUCUCCUUCAUUCAAAUUCAAUGGGACAUGUGACCUUUCAACUUAUAGGGUCUUGCCUCAUGGACAUGGCUAGAAAGGGAGUAGUGAGUGAAGAGGAAGUAGAUGCAUAUAACAUACCUCUGUACGCCAUGACUCCCCAAGAACUGGAAGCUUCUGUAGAAAGAAAUGAACUUUUUAACCUAGAGAAGUUGGAAACAUUACCUCAAGUGCCGAUUCCUCGCACUGUCCCUUUAACCCAACUCGCAUCACACGUAAGAGCUGCCUUUGAGGGAGUCAUCAAGCAGCAUUUCAGAGAAGAAAUCUUGGAUGAGCUCUUUGACUUGUACCUUAAGAAACUUGAAGAACAACCCUCUAUCCUUACAGCGGGGACUUCAACUGCAAUUAACUUUGUGGCCGUUCUUAAGCGGAAGGCAAAUUGAUGCGAUGAAGUUUGGUAUUUGUCAAGCUACAGUUAAACUUCCUUUGCCUUAAAAAUUUGUUGGAUUCGCCUUGUGAACGAAGAAAUCGAUGCUCUUGUUUAAAUGAUGUUUGUAAACCUUUGCCUCUAAAUAUAA
This is a messenger RNA of Malus domestica (apple), 1808 nucleotides long. Its product is annotated as loganic acid O-methyltransferase-like. Lineage: Eukaryota; Viridiplantae; Streptophyta; Magnoliopsida; Rosales; Rosaceae. Gene Ontology annotation, molecular function: S-adenosylmethionine-dependent methyltransferase activity. The record is from RefSeq and is a predicted model, not a curated record. Gene Ontology annotation, biological process: methylation.